AUGCAAACGGCGGAUGGUUCGUGGUACGGAAACUGGGGAGUGUGCUUCAUGUACGGUACGUUUUUUGCGGUUCGAGGUCUUGUGGCUGCAGGCAAGACUUACCAUGACUCUGAGGCUAUCCGUAGAGCGGUUAAGUUCAUUCUUGAGACACAAAACGUUGAAGGCGGUUGGGGAGAGAGUAAUCUCUCUUGCCCCAACAAGAUAUACACUCCUUUGGAUGGAAAUAGGACCAAUGUGGUUAAUACAGGACAAGGACUAAUGGUUCUAAUUAUGGGUGGUGAGAUGGAGAGAGAUCCUUUACCCGUUCAUCGUGCUGCCAAAGUGUUGAUCAAUUCACAGUUGGAUAACGGAGAUUUUCCGCAAGAGGAAAUGAGAGGUGUGUUCAAGAUGAAUGUGAUGCUACAUUUUCCUAACUAUAGGAACAUCUUCACUCUCUGGGCACUCACUUAUUACACCAGUGCUCUGCAGCUUCUCAUGUAA
This is a messenger RNA of Arabis nemorensis, 480 nucleotides long. NCBI's taxonomy places the organism in Eukaryota, Viridiplantae, Streptophyta, Magnoliopsida, Brassicales, Brassicaceae. The record is from the annotation of a GenBank genome assembly.